AUGCUACGUCAUCGGAGCUGCAGCCUCCACUCCACAGGAGGCGAGGAGCUGGGGAGAGGAAGCCCAGCCGCGGGGCCACCUGGACGGUCCCUCCUCACUGAAGCCUGGAGCUGGGCAUCCAAGAAGAAACAGCCUCAUUUGUUUGGUGUCAUCGUAGGUGGCUUCCUUUGGCUUUUGGGCAGCUUGCCUGGGGCGGGUGGGUGCACCACCACCCUCCCACCCUCUUUCCUCCAUGUGGACUGCACAGUCACAUCCAGCACCAUGGACAGCUCCAGGCGGUGAACUAGAAAGAAGAACCUACUUCACCUAGCUGUCCUAAGAAGUCUUCCUGGACUGACUGAAAGGCGAGGCUAA
This is a messenger RNA of Otolemur garnettii (small-eared galago), 354 nucleotides long. It is a transcript of the gene MIR9-1HG, whose product is annotated as chromosome unknown C1orf61 homolog. Lineage: Eukaryota; Metazoa; Chordata; Mammalia; Primates; Galagidae. The record is from RefSeq and is a predicted model, not a curated record.